Messenger RNA from Oncorhynchus keta (chum salmon), 3148 nucleotides. RefSeq names its product sodium/potassium-transporting ATPase subunit beta-1-interacting protein 3-like. The transcript has 6 exons. Bases 203 to 742 code for a protein of 179 amino acids. Gene Ontology annotation, biological process: regulation of sodium ion transport. The record is from RefSeq and is a predicted model, not a curated record. Lineage: Eukaryota; Metazoa; Chordata; Actinopteri; Salmoniformes; Salmonidae.
CCCCUACCCUCCCCCUCGUUGUAACACAGACCUUACGUGUUUUUCAUCUCGGCCAGUUUUAUUCCACCUCCGCAAACCACAACACGUCCCCGCACCAGAGCUUGUUUGGAUAUAGGACUAUUAAAUUUGCCCCUCUGAAUUUACCAAAAGUCAUAUUGCGGUUUCGAUUCGCGUAUUUGAAACCUGUUUACGCAGAUAGAUAAUGGGGUGCUGUUCAGGACGAUGUAUGCUGAUCUUCUUCUGCACUCUCCAAUUGAUGACAGCAUUGGAGAGGCAGGCUUUGGACUUCCUUGGAUACCAGUGGGCUCCCAUCAUGGUCAACUUCCUGCACAUAAUUAUGGUUAUCCUCUGCCUCUUUGGCACCAUUCAGUACAGACCACGCUAUGUUGUUCUAUACCUGCUGUGGACAUUACUAUGGGUGGCAUGGAAUGUCUUUGUGAGCUGUCUCUACUUGGACCUGGGAGGCCUUUCCAAGGAGAGCGACCUGCUUUCUCUGGGUGUAUCCUCACACCGUUCAUGGUGGAAAGACAACAGUCCAGGCUGUGAUGACAGGGGCCUUCCUGCCACUAGAUGGCAGAGUCUGGAGAGCCCAGAACUCAUCUCUGCUCUGGGAUGCUGGCUGGAAUAUCAAUACAUAGAGGUCCUACACUGCAUUGUACAAGUCCUAAUCUCUUUCUUGGGAUUUGCCUACGCCUGCUAUGUGGUCAGCAUCUUCACAGAGGAGGACAGCUACUAUAAGUAAAGAUUUCAAGUGGGUUGAAAAUGACUGACAGGCAAGGAGGGCAGAAGAGGUACAAGAGAGUGGAAUAUCUCCAGUCAGUGAAACAGAAGACAUUCCCACAAUGCUCACAAAACAUCAUUCCUCUGCCUACCAGCACUCUUAAUGCAUACUAGAGUAAACCAGCAUGAGUUCUCUGUUUAAUGUAAUGAUGGUCAAUACUAGCUUAAUCCCAGAUCUGCAAAGGUGGAAAGAGUACAGAAAUAUCCUACUCAAGUAGAAGCACUGUUAGUUUAAUGACAUUUUAUUAAAGUAGAUGUCAAAUUACUGGUGUAAAAAAACUCAAAUAAAAAAAGUAGCAAAUUUAAAAUAAAAUAAAAGUAAAAAUAAAGAAGUUACUUUUCAAAUAAAAACAUUGACUUGAUACUUAGCUAAUUUCGCUAAGGUUACCUGAAAGUUGUUAAACAUGAUCUUUUCCAUGCAUUACAUUAAAAAGAAAGAGAGGAAAUUAAUAUUCAGUGCAAGGAACUAGGAACUAAGUUCAGUGCAACAAUGCACAUCUGCAUGUAAAAAAACUAAAAAUUUGUCAAAAUUAUACUAUUAAUAUUAGAAAAUAAAGUAAACAUUCAAAGUGUAUUUAUGAUUUUAAAAAGCAAUACAAAAUAAAGUGCCUAAACAAUAAAGUUGACAGACUUCAAUAUACUUCAGACUCCAGAAAUAAACAUAAUAAUAAUAAUAUAAUAAUAAUAAUAAUAUAAUAUAAUAGGAUUAUUAAUACAUAAUAAUCCUGCACCCAUUCAUUACCCCUUCGUUACUUGUUACUUGUCCGUGGGAACGGGUGACAUUCACUCACUCCCCCAUUCACACACACUCACUCCCCCUCUUUCCACUCACUAAAUCACUCACUAAAUCACUUGCUCACUCACUCACUAAAUCACUCACACAAACACACACACACACACAAACUCCCCCUUUCACUCAAUUACCAGGGGUGGAAAGAGUACUCAAAUAUCCUACUCAAGUAGAAGUACUGUUACUUAUAUAACAUUUUACUCAAGUAGAAGUAAAAUGACUGACUUUGAAAAAAAUACAAAAAAAAGUACAAAUACUUGGAAAAGCUACUAAAUUAUAGUAACGAGAGUAGUUGUAAUUAGUUACUUUACACCUCUGCAGAUCUGUUUGUGUUUUUGCCUGCUCCAUUGUCAUUGUCAAGUUGUUUGGCAUAACUAUUCCUAGUUGGCAAGAGAGCAGAAACAGACCGGUACCCAGGCUAGGUCAAUACAGGUACACUCAGAACACUACUGAUACUUCUGACAUAACAUGUAUCAGUGUGCAGGAAAUAGUAUUCGUUGUAUUAUGACAUAAUGGCACUUUGUAAAAAUAAGCAAUUAUGCAAACAGUUGAAUAUGGACCGAAUCUUAUAAUUGUGUGUCCUACAUUGAUGUUAAUGAGAGAUUUGCACGAAAACUACAGUCACGUGCAAAUUAUCAAAGUUAUGUAUACAGAUUUCAAUUUAGGAUUUGGACCUACACUACCGUUCAAAAGUUUGGGGUCACUUUGAAAUGUCCUUGUUUUUGAAAGAAAAGCCAUUUUUUGUCCAUUAAAAUGACAUCAAAUUGAUCAGAAGUACAGUGUAGACAUUGUUAAUGUUGUAAAUGACUAUUUUAGCUGGAAACGGCUGUUUUAAAAAAAUGGAAUAUCUACAUAGGCAUACAGAGGCCCAUUAUCAACAACCAUCACUCCUGUGUUCCAAUGGCACAUUGUGUUAGCUAAUUAAAGUUUAUCAUUUUAAAAGGCUAAUUGAUCAUUAGAAAACCUGUUUUCAAUUAGAUAUUCCAUAAAAAAAACAGCAAUUUCCAGCUACAAUAGCCAUUUACAACAUUAACAAUAUCCACACUGUGUUUCUGAUAAAUUUGAUGUUAUUUUAAUGGACAAAAAUAAUGACAUUUCUAAGUGACCCCAAACAUUUGAACGGUAGUGUAUGUGAAGGUAUCCGUCAGCGUGUCUCUCUGUGUGUGUGUGUGUGUUUGUGUUGCUGUCUUUCUCUCUCUCUCUGUGUGUGUGUGUGUGUGUGUGUGUGUGUGUGUGUGUGUGUGUGUGUGUGUGUGUGUGUGUGUGUGUGUGUGUGUGUGUGUGUGUGUGUGUGUGUGUGUGUGUGUUUGUACACAGUACAGUACAGUACAGUAGUUCAUACAUGAGCAUGUACUGAUUCCAGACACCAGAGGAAAAUAAAGACAUUUAGUAAAUAAUCUUCAAUAUUGUGAUAGAAAUAAGUUAAUGUCAGUGGUUCAUGUAAAAAACAAAAAUCUUAAAGAUAUAGUCAGGAAGCAUCUCCUAGGCCUACCUCUGAAUGUAGAUGUCACUGCUGGAAAAAAGCCCUGAAUGUAUCUUUAAGUGGAUUUUGUUGAAAUAAACAGCACUUGUCUUUUA